AUACGCGAUAGUCGAUAUUUCGUACUGCUGAAAUGUCAUGCUAUCAAUUAGUUUGUGGUAUCUGAGAACGAGAAGGUUUGAGGUGUCUACACAGAAUCAAAUUUGCGACUUUGUGGAAUUCACGAUACUUGAGAAUUAUCUAAAAAUCAAGGAUGUCGACGAAAGCUGAAGAAGUAAAACUGGACAUUGAGGAAUUCAACAACUUGCUGGAGAAGGCUUGCAGGCAACGAGUCAAGGAUGUGCUGACACUGGAGAUCAGAAAGUUACAGACAGAAUUGGCGAGGUUGCUUGAGGAGAACAAGGAUACAUCUGUCAAGUCAACUACUGCAUUGUCCAAUUCUGCCCAGAAGCGUUAUGAAGUGAAACUGAACAAUUAUGGAUGGGAUCAGACAAAUACGACAGUGAAGAUCUACAUUACACUCAAGGAUGUCCAUCAGCUACCCAAGGAGUCAAUCAUCUGUAACUUUACCGACAAGUCCCUGGAUCUACGCGUGCUUGCCUUGGAUAAUCGAGAUUACCACUUGCCAAUCAAUAAUCUAUGCGCUGAGAUAAACACAACGAAGAGUAAUGUAAGAGUAAAGACUGAUAUGAUUGUAGUAUCAUUGGUAAAGCAAGUUGCCAAGGACUGGUCACAUGUAACAUGGGUUGAGAAGAGAAUCAAGGAGGCAAAGGCACCAUCUGUGCCAGAGAUGAGCGAGGACAACGAUCCCGGCGCCAGUUUGAUGAGUUUGAUGAAGAAGAUGUACCAGGAUGGCGACGAUGAUAUGAAGAAGACAAUAGCGAAAGCGUGGACCGAGAGCCAACAAAAGAAUGCGGGUCUGAUGGAUUUGUAACUUCCUGCGAAUGAAGCUUCGGAUUUUAAUCUUUAGCCAAUGUGCAUUUCGUGAUCCUUUUAUAUUCUCGUUAAAACUCUUGCGUCUUUGCCGCAGACUAUCUUGACUUAUGACGUCAGAAAUGGAAAAAUCCAUGCCCAAAAUUCCUAUAAAGUAGAGAUAAAAAGUAGAGAUAAAGUUGAAAUAAAAAGAUAUAUCCAAAGGAUGACACUCUUGCAAUAGAUUGAACAUAUCUCUAGAAUAUUCUGAACACUUUCCUUUUACUCUAAUAAAUAACAAUAAAUAGCUGUAAAAUUAACAUAACAAAAUCAUUAGAAGAAAUAAGUUAUAAAGAACUUACAAAAAAGCUUACAUAUUAUGUUAAUUUUAGGGUUAUGUUUUUAUUGUUGAGACAAAUGGAAAUUUUUGGAAUAUUUUACAGAUGUGCCCAGUCGAUCUUCAGGGUCAAUAAACGUAUUCUUUUAUUUCAGCGUAUGUUUUGCAAGAAUUUUGCGUUUUCUCACUUCUGACGUCAUCAAUCAACAGUCUCGCGGCGAGGGACCACAAGAGCCUUAAAUAUAAAAUGUGCAUCGAAGAUAAUAAUCAAAACGCGUACAUACGGACAGUGUUGGACAUCAAUCGAUAAAAAUUUUUCUCCACUAAAAUAGUCGGCAAGCCAAGAAUCAAGAUUAAUCGAUCGUCAUAUAUAAAGUCAAAUAGUUCCAUCGAUUGAUGAAACUAUUAAUCAAACUUUGGUGUGAUUGAUUAUAUAGGGUAUCCUAGAACAAUCUACGAAGCUCUCGUGAUAACGUAGAGCAGGUCGAGAUGAACGUAAAAGUCCUAUACAUUUUUGCAAUAUUCGUAAUAAUAACAAAAAAAUUAAUUACGAAAGAUUAAGGAAAAACGUGUGUUGAAUGGUAGAGAACGAAACGCUCGAGUCACAGCGCGGCCUAAUAAUAUAGCGUGCGGAUGUCCACGUGUGGCGAUUGGAAAAACAACGAACUACUGCCUAUGCUUAUAUCGUUGCACUCCUACGUCUUGGUGCACCGCGUCGAGGCAAGAUGUAGGAGCGCAGCGAUAUAAGAAUAGGCAGUGGUGCAUUGUUCUUCCAAUCGCGCCGACAUCCGCGCGCUAUAUUACUGGGCCGCGCUGUGAUUCGAGCGUCCCGUCCUCUACUAUUCAGCACACGCUUUUCCUUAAUCUUUCGCAAUUAAUUUCUUACUUAUUAUUACGAAUAUCGCAAAACGGACUUUUAUACUCACUUCGACCUGCUCUACAUCCUCACGAGAGCUUCAUAGAUUAUUCUGGGAUACCCUGCAUACUAAUUAAUAAUUAAUUUCAUCGAUGGAUUUAACUGAUGGUUACAUAUAUAACGAUUAAUUAUAUUUAUUACUUCAGCUUUAUAUAUGCUAAGAAGAAAUUUGAUUUUUAUUGCUGAACUACACGUACAUCCAAUCAUCUUCUACAUCUACUUAAAUAUCUAAUGUAACAGUAGUUACAUUGCCUCUCUCAAUUUAACUUUAUUCUCGUCUAUUAAAUUCACUUGUAAUAUACCAUCUAUAACUUACAUGCAUCUCUCUUUUUUUUCUUAAAAAUAUUCUCCUUACUCAUACUUAAACUUAACUCUUACUUAUCUCCAGAAUUUCCACUUUUCCUUUAUACCUUUAUUUUUCCCUUAUACACCUCUUCUCCAUUCCUAACUUCUUUUCUUUAUCUCUAUGAUAUUUAUCAACAUAAUGAUUCAUAUUUAUUAUCUUAUAUUUUUUUCCACAAAAUAUAUAUAUUUUAUUUUUUCUUCUAUCCAGUGUAUAUUCGACUAUUUCAUAUAUUUCUGCAUCUCAGUAACGAUUGAUUAAUUUUGAUAUUUGAUUUGCCAGUUAUUUCAGUAAAAGAAAAUUUUCAUUGAUUAAUAUCCAACAUUGCAAUACUUCUUGAGUGCGAUUCAAGUGAAUAACGGUAAUGUUCGCGUGUAUUUAUCUCUUUGCUGGAAAAAUAGACCAAAUAGAACUAUUAUUGAAAAGUGCUCUUUGUGUUCUCAAACUGAAUCAUAGAAAUUAUAGCAAUUAAUGAUCAACAAUCUGUACGAUUUUAAUUUUAUUUUUUUCCUGGAAAUUCUUCUGCAUGCUUAUUUCGUUUGUCGCGAUGUGUCGUCAGUAAUAAAAACCGGAGAAGUCAGUAAUAAAAUACAGCAAGCUUAACUAAAAUUUCGAUAUCUUUAUUAUCUGUUCUUAUACAUCUCGCAAACCAUGUAUUGAUUUACAUCGCAAUUAAUUAUAUGUUACCUUCUCGUGGUCGAUAAUGUACAAAACAUUUUUUAGUAAACUGAAUCAGUUGUGAAAUUUUGUUUCGCAGGAUAAAUAAAAAGAUUUUACGUGA
Molecule: messenger RNA, 3188 nt
Organism: Odontomachus brunneus
Lineage: Eukaryota; Metazoa; Arthropoda; Insecta; Hymenoptera; Formicidae
Product: calcyclin-binding protein
Exons: 2
Coding region: 153-833 (226 amino acids)
Biological process (GO): heart development
Cellular component (GO): nucleus
Molecular function (GO): tubulin binding; ubiquitin protein ligase binding; S100 protein binding
Source: RefSeq, a predicted model, not a curated record